Rhopilema esculentum is the source of this 1162-nucleotide messenger RNA. Its product is annotated as leucine-rich repeat-containing protein 72. The record is from RefSeq and is a predicted model, not a curated record. Lineage: Eukaryota; Metazoa; Cnidaria; Scyphozoa; Rhizostomeae; Rhizostomatidae. Gene Ontology annotation, molecular function: protein binding.
UAGAGUCAGUUUUCAUGGCAACGAAUGAAAAGCGGUGAUUUGUUAUUAAAAUGGCGGCUGAGAAGGCUUUAGAAGAGCAAUGUCGCAAGAAAGGGAUCAAAAGAGCAACAGAUGUUGAAGAACUUUAUUUAGGAAAAAGCAAUAUCGAAGAAGCUCCAAAUUUUGCAAAAUUCAAGAACUUAAAACGGCUUUGGCUAAACAAGAACCAGCUUUAUCGAUUGCAAGGAUUGGAGUGCAAUUACCAUCUGACUGAGCUUUAUUUAGAAAACAACAUGCUUACAGAAAUCAACGGAAGCAUCCAGCAACUUACUUGCCUGCAAAUUUUAUUGCUACAUGGAAAUCAACUUCAAUUUUUAACUGAUGUUAUUCAUGAACUUAGAUACAUGCAAAGUCUCAAAACACUCAAUCUGUUUGGAAACCCACUGGCACAAGAGUAUGGUUAUAGGACCUACACUAUUUUCAGCAUACCAUCACUUCAAUUACUUGACAGAAAAGCUAUUUCUGGGGAGGAAAGGCAAAAUUCUUCGAAGAAAUAUGAUGCAGAGAGACAGCGAAUGAAAGAUUCUGUUGCAUUUUGGAGACGAGCUGAUGACGAAAGCACAGCAAACCAAGCACGAUAUUCUACCUCAACUUCUUGCUUGCGGACAAAUAUGACCCAAAUAUACAUUCCAAAACACGUGAAGUAUGAGGAGGAGCUCGCAACAGAUACUUCAAGCAACGAGCAAAAGCAAAAUGGUGACAGCACUGCAAAUACAAAUGAUCAAAAAAGUAAAAGAGCAAUAAUGCAGCUGAACAGGUUUGGGUGGAUAGACAUUCUAGAGGCGAGAACUAAGUCGAAAGAUGCCACUCCAGAACCUUGCAUAUACACAACAAAGUUUAGAUGACGUCAUAGUGGAAAUUAGUCGAUAUAUAUAUCAGUUGCUUAUUUGUAUGUUGUUACUCACACCCUUUGAAAGAAAACCCACAUAUUCUGGUAUUUUCUAUCAAUUGUUAGCGAAAACUCCUUUGUGAGACGUGUUACAGCAGCAAAAUCAUUUCUCUUAGAUGAUUUUAGCUCCUGCUAAGUAUCAUUGGGAAUUUUUGCUUGCUUGUCAACACGUUAUUUAUUUUUUCUAAUUUUUGUAAAUAGUAGAUCUUAUUUGAUUAUCUAUACUCACUUGUA